AUGCCUGUGCCAAAGAAACAACAGGAAAUCCCUCCGUCCCAGGCGACCAUCUCCAGCAGCAGUCAAGAUGGCUCUGUUGACGAGGAACACCACGAGAGUUUCUCUGCAACGUAUCUGAAGGAGAGAAAGAAAAACGCGAAAGACCAUCCCGUAGGAGUUGCAAGUGCGAUACCUGCUGCUAGCAGGGCCAUCUGUGCAUCGUGGCAUCAGGACUGAUCGUCUCCUGCAGCAGUCUACCACACAGCGUCAUCACUGAAUGCUCCAUCGUCCAUGCGGUCCAACUCCACAUUUGCAGACUUCUCAUAUUACGCAUUGAACGUCGAAAGGUCUGUGACUCGACAACAUAUUCUAGAUGGAGAGCCGACUAGACAACUACGAAUGUGUACUGAUAUUCUUUCGUACGCAUGUGUGAAAUGUUGCAGACAAGCUUUGGUGAACAAUUUUGAGUGGCCAGCAGUCUUAGUAGCAAGUUAUCC
Messenger RNA from Gryllus bimaculatus (two-spotted cricket), 476 nucleotides. The record is from the annotation of a GenBank genome assembly. Lineage: Eukaryota; Metazoa; Arthropoda; Insecta; Orthoptera; Gryllidae.